AUGAUGUCAUGCAGCUCCACCCUCAGACCAAGCCAAACAACAACGCGCGCGCUCAACACGGCAGUCAUCUCCUUGUCACCACAGUGGUCGACUCAGUCGCUGAAAGAGCCGUGUAAGAGGGACUGUUUGAAGAAACGUAAUCCUGUUCGAGGCACCAGAGCGCCAAAGCAAAAGCAAAAGCAAAAGCAAAAAGCAAGAGCACACUGGGCCUCUCAGCCCGUGGUAAAGUCAACAACGCCUGAUCAUUCAACCACCCUGACCACCCUGACCACCCUGACCGCUGCCCUGACCGCUGCCCUGACCGCUGCCCUGACCGCUGCUGUAGGUGAUCGCGCAGGAUCCCGUUACUGUGUUCGUAGCGCCGUUUCUGUCUUCUCACUUGACCCUACGCCACAAGUGUAUGCCACGAUCAACGACACCCUCGAUUCCGCGCAUCCGGUAGCAACGGCUUAUCGCAGAUUCAUUGGCUCGAUGGAUUGA
Ascochyta rabiei is the source of this 480-nucleotide messenger RNA. RefSeq lists its product as uncharacterized. Lineage: Eukaryota; Fungi; Ascomycota; Dothideomycetes; Pleosporales; Didymellaceae. The coding region runs from base 1 to 480 and encodes 159 amino acids. The record is from RefSeq and is a predicted model, not a curated record. The transcript has a single exon.